This is a messenger RNA of Annulohypoxylon maeteangense, 1930 nucleotides long. RefSeq lists its product as uncharacterized. Bases 228 to 1499 code for a protein of 423 amino acids. The record is from RefSeq and is a predicted model, not a curated record. The transcript is spliced from 2 exons. Lineage: Eukaryota; Fungi; Ascomycota; Sordariomycetes; Xylariales; Hypoxylaceae.
CGAGAAAAGGCGGUAAUAAUUCGGUCGCGUCUCGCUGACAUACCCUUUUUGCCUCUUCCCCACCUUGACCGGGGGGUUAAGACCUGACGUCCUUUGUUGCUUACCGGUUAAGUAAGGGGAAGGUGGCAAGAUAUAUCCGUUGAGCACUGUGGAUUUUUGGAGGUUCGAUCUUUGAUGAAUGGAUAAUUCAUGCUGACCGAGAAUUCCGGCGAUGCAGUCUAUUCGUUAUGGCUUCAUCGAGAAUUUCGAUUGCCGUAAUUGGCACGUUCGAUACUAAACUCGACGAAUUUCUCUAUCUUCGAUCUCGGAUUUUAGAAUACGAUUCUUCUGUGAACGUUAUUCUAAUCGAUGCGGGCCGGUCUCAAGUGGAACACGAAGCAAUAACCGUUCGGCAGCAUGAUGUACUAGAAGCCAGCGGGUUCCGGGGGAACCUUCAAUCCCUUCCCCGAUCAGAUCUUGUGAGGACUAUGAUUAGUGGGGCAAAAGCCGUGAUAAGGCGACUUGAGAACCGUGGCGAGAUCCAGGCUAUAAUCGGGCUCGGCGGGAGCUAUGGGACUACCAUUACAUCCACUGUUAUGCAAGCGUUACCGGUGACUUUUCCGAAGUUGAUCGUGUCUACUGUUGCCUCGAGUGACACAAGCUCUUACGUCAGAGAGACGGAUAUCACGAUGAUGUACAGUGUGGUUGAUAUCGCGGGGCUUAAUGAAGUGCUAAAGGCAGUCGUGGACAAUGCUGCUACCGCUAUCGUGGGCAUGGCUAAAGCAUAUUGCAAGAGAGCUAGUUCAAGACCUACUGAAAUUAAUCAUAUAAAAAAAGGGGUUGGGAUCACAAUGUUUGGUGUCACUACAAAAGGGGUAGAUGUUGCGCGCAAGUGGUUAGAGAGCAAUGGGUUCGAAGUCUACGUGUUUCAUGCUACUGGAGCUGGCGGGCGGGCAAUGGAGCGACUGUUGAUGGAAGGUCGAUUGAAUGGUGUUCUGGAUCUUACCACCACCGAAUUGGCCGAUGAACUUGUCGGUGGUGUUUUUCCCGCGGGCGAGAGCAGGUUGACGGCCGCUGCAAAGGCAGGAUUACCCCAAAUUGUCAGCGUCGGCGCUCUGGACAUGGUGAAUUUUGGACCCAAAGAUACUAUACCUCAGAAGUUUCGGGAGAGAAGGAUAUAUGAGCAUAACCCGUCUGUAACGUUAAUGCGAACAACCGAUGAGGAAUGCAGAGAACUAGGGCGGCGAAUAUCACAGAAACUCAAGGAUAACUGCAUCAAGCCCGAAUUGACCGAAGUAUGGCUUCCGUUAAGAGGCAUUAGCGCGAUUUCGACAGAAGGCCAGGCGUUUCACGACAAAUUAGCUGACGUGGCCUUAUUUGCAGCUAUCAAGGAAGGGCUUGAAGGAACCGCAAUCAAUAUUGUGGAAGUUGACUCUGAUAUCAAUGAUGCACAUUGGGCAGAGCAAGUGGCUCGGAGACUUAGUGAGCUUUUCGAGAAAAGCGAGAAGGUAGCUGCAUAAUACUACCUAACAUGUCCCCCUCUUAAACCUCUCCGCCCUCUUUUCAUAAAUGAGAGUCGGUCAGCCCUUUGAAAAGUUUCGAGCCCGUUUCGUAUCUCAUUCACUGAGCGUCCUUAACAGCUUUGCUAAGGAGCUUUAGAGCUUUCUUGGAUCUACGUUUGAAACCUACAUCAAGCUUAUUGGGAUGACUUGAUAAUCCCGUGCUGAAUUUUAUGGUCUGUUCAAUGGGAUUACCAUCUAGGUCAAUAGGUUUCGAUAUGUUGGUUGUGGCCACAAGAGUAGCUAUCAUGAUCCAUACGGAUGCUUGAGCUAGAUGGCGUCCAACACAUACUCUUCGACCAAAGCCAAACGGCCCAACUAAUAGCGGCUCGCCAUCUCCUCCUUCUUCUUUAGGGGUGUAUCGAUCGGGAUUGAAUCUCUCGGGAUCCUUG